AUGGAGCAGUUCUCACCAAAAUUUUUUCAUUUUCCUGGAAUUUCAGCGUUUUUACUCUUAGUUCACUUUUGGGGGAGCUGGGGUACUGAAAUGUCGAUCAUCUGGGCUGAAGCUAAAUCUCAUACUGCCAAUGGUAUUUUUACUGCUGAAAAUCGUAAUAAAACAAAUUUUAAGGAAGAAAUAAGAGAAAUUGAAGAUUUUUUAGAAGAAGAUUGGGGUGAUGAUGAUGAUAGUGAAUGGGAAGAAGAUAUAGAUCUAACGUUAUCAGAAGCUAAUUAUAAAAGGCUUUUGGAAUUAGAAUUAAUAUGGAAGAAAGAUGCUCACUUGGAAAAAAAAACACGCAGACCAUAUCUAACUGGAUUAACUAAAAAAUCUACAUUUUAUGAUAAUUAUGGACCAAGUGGAAAAUGGACUAAAGCUGAAGAGGGUACAUCAAAAUUAACGAGUUUUUUUAGCCCAAAAAAUAAAGAAAUAGAAAUUCUUACAGAAGAUGAUGGAUGGAAUUUUAAAGGAGUUGAAGUUAAAAUCGAAGAUUUAAAGGAAGAAUUAAGGAGAGAUCAAUACAAAAUGUCAGUAAUUGAAUAUAAUAAAAAAAGAGCAAUAUUUGAAAUGUUAAAACAAAUUAAGAGACAGAUCGUCAUUCAAUCGGAAAAAAUGAUCGACAUUCUAUAA
Molecule: messenger RNA, 672 nt
Organism: Rhizophagus irregularis DAOM 181602=DAOM 197198
Lineage: Eukaryota; Fungi; Glomeromycota; Glomeromycetes; Glomerales; Glomeraceae
Source: RefSeq, a predicted model, not a curated record